This is a messenger RNA of Exophiala xenobiotica, 1039 nucleotides long. RefSeq lists its product as uncharacterized. The transcript is spliced from 2 exons. The record is from RefSeq and is a predicted model, not a curated record. NCBI's taxonomy places the organism in Eukaryota, Fungi, Ascomycota, Eurotiomycetes, Chaetothyriales, Herpotrichiellaceae. The coding region runs from base 394 to 843 and encodes 149 amino acids.
GCCUCCGGACAUAACUCGAGUCAUACUCCGCAUCGCUCCCUUCGACACGCUCAUAGGCGUCGAUAGUUACAGGUAGAAAGACUACCCAAUCGGCGACUGGCUCCUCACUUGCCAUAGGCAGUAUCAAUACGAAUACAGAACCAAAAUGCCUCCGGAUUAGCACGCAGGCAAGAAACGAUGAGAAUAACACGGCGGAUAAUACCUUCACGCGAUACCUCCCCACCAACGUCGCCAACGAACAAAUCAAGAAUACCCUCCGGAACACAGAUACAACUAAGGAAGUGCAAGUGGCGGGAGUAGGAAACACUAGAACUGAAUACGUGAUCAGAUUCAAGAAUAAAAAAUCGACCGAGACUGCCAAGGCAAACACCGAGUGAUUAGAAGUGUUAGGAAAUGGUACAAAGUUGGUUAAGCCACGAUUCGGGAUUGUGGUUCAUCGCCUUCCAACUGAAGGCGUCUCACUACCAGAGAACAAGCAAGAAACCAUUAACAAAAUCACAGAAGAGAAUGACCUCACGGCCAAAGGCUGCCACAUCAAGGAUAUCGCAUAGCUCAAGAAGACUGACAAACCGUUGGGCGAUUAAUAAUGGACUGGUCUAUGGACAACUAUACAUCGGGAACGUGAGGGCCUAUAAGUUCGAAAUGAAGAGAUGCCACAGAUGCCUGAGAGUAGCUGGCCACCUCGCGUGGUCCUACAAAGAGACUUUGAGAUGUCGACACUGCGGUGGAGAGCAUGAUCGACGGGACUGUCCUCCUGGCACAGAGGCCAAAUGCGUGGACUGCAAUGGACCAUAUCCGACGGGGGACAAGGAAUGCAGAGAGCCCGCCGCCAUGAACUCCUGACAAUGAAUCUGACCAACCUUCGGAUACUACAAGUGAACAUUAUGAAAUCAAGAGCCUGCAUGGAAGCGCUCAUUAAUAACCCUAAAACGAACAAUCUGGACGUGCUCCUAGUACAAGAACCACCGGUCACAGCUUACCGCACACACGUCUUUCACCGAUUGUGGCACCUAUAUCAACUAACGUAUGCCGACGACGG